AGAUUAGUAAACACUACUCUGAGGGAAAGACGGACUCCUAGCAGAUUUCAGCCAUGCUUAUUUUCCUACUUUUUUCAGGACUUUGUGCUCUUCCCUUCACACAAAGUCAAACAAUCAACACAACUACUGUUCCCUCCACAAAUUUUCCCAACACAACUGCUGUUCCCUCAACUCCUAUUCCCUUGAACACUACUCCCUUGACUACUGCUUCUGUUACAUCAGUUCCCUUAACGACUGUUCCCUCAACCGCUGAUCCCUCGACCACUGUUCCCUCGACUACUGCUUCUGUUACCACUGUUCCCUCAACAACUAUUCCCUCAACAAAUGUUUCCUUGACCGCUGUUCCCUCGACCGCUGUUCCCUUGACUGCUGUUCCCUCGACUACUGCUUCUGUUACCACUGUUCCCUCAACAACUAUUCCCUCAACAACUGCUCCCUCAACAACUGUUCCCUUGACUGCUGUUCCCUCGACCGCUGUUCCCUUGACUACUGCUUCUGUUACCACUGUGCCUUCAACAACUAUUCCCUUGCCAACUGUUCCCUCAACAAAUGUUUCCUUGACCGCUGUUCCCUCGACUACUGCUUCUGUUACCACUGUUCCCUCAACAACUAUUCCCUCAACAAAUGUUUCCUUGACUGCUGUUCCCUCGACUGCUGUUCCCUCGACCGCUGUUCCCUCAAAUACUGCUUCUGUUACCACUGUUCCCUCAACAACUAUUCCCUUGACAACUUUUCCCUCAACAACUGUUCCCUCGACCGCUGUUCCCUUGACUACUGCUUCUGUUACCACUGUUCCCUCAACAACUAUUCCCUCAACAAAUGUUUCCUUGACGGCUGUUCCCUCGACUGCUGUUCCCUCGACCGCUGGUCCCUCGACUACUGCUUCUGUUACCACUGUUCCCUCAACAACUAUUCCCUCAACAAAUGUUUCCUUGACCGCUGUUCCCUCGACUGCUGUUCCCUCGACUGCUGUUCCCUCGACUACUGCUUCUGUUACCACUGUUCCCUCAACAACUAUUCCCUCAACAACUGUUCCCUCAACAACUAUUCCCUCAACAACUGUUCCCUCAACAACUGUUCCCUCAACCGCUAUUCCCUCGACUAUAGCUUCUGUUACAACUGCUCCUUUAACAACUAUUCCCUCAACAAAUGUUUCCUUGACCGCUGUUCCCUCGACUGCUGUUCCCUCGACCACUGUUCCCUCGACUACUGCUUCUGUUACCACUGUUCCCUCAACAACUAUUCCCUCAACAAAUGUUCCCUUGACUGCUGUUCCCUCGACUGCUGUUCCCUCGACUACUGCUUCUGUUACCACUGCUCUUUCAACAACUAUUCCCUCAACAAAUGUUUCCUUGACCGCUGUUCCCUUGACUGCUGUUCCCUCGACCGCUGUUCCCUCGACUACUGCUUCUGUUACCACUGUUCCCUCAACAACUAUUCCCUCAACAAAUGUUCCCUCGACUGCUGUUCCCUCGACUGCUGUUCCCUCGACUACUGCUUCUGAUACCACUACUCCUUCAACAACUAUUCCCUCAACAAAUGUUUCCCUGACCGCUGUCCCCUCGACUGCUGUUCCCUCGACCGCUGUUCCCUCGACUACUGCUUCUGUUGCCACUGUUCCCUCAACAACUAUUCCCUCAACAACUGUUUCCUCAACAACUGUUCCCUCGACCGCUGUUCCCUCGACUACUGCUUCUGUUACCACUGUUCCCUCAACAACUAUUCCCUCAACAAAUGUUUCCUUGACCGCUGUUCCCUCGACUGCUGUUCCCUCGACUGCUGUUCCCUCGACUGCUGUUCCCUCGACUACUGCUUCUGUUACCACUGUUCCCUCAACAACUAUUCCCUCAACAAAUGUUCCCUCGACUGCUGUUCCCUCGACUACUGCUUCUGUUACCACUGUUCCCUCAACAACUAUUCCCUCAACAACUGUUCCCUCAACAACUGUUCCCUCGACCGCUGUCCCCUCGACUACAGCUUCUGUUACCACUGCUCCUUCAACAACUAUUCCCUCAACAAAUGUUUCCUUGACCACUGUUCCCUCGACUGCUGUUCCCUCGACCACUGUUCCCUCUACUACUGCUUCUGUUACCACUGUUCCCUCAACAACUAUUCCCUCAACAAAUGUUCCCUCGACUGCUGUUCCCUCGACUGCUGUUCCCUCAACUAUUGCUUCUGUUACCACUGCUCCUUCAACAACUAUUCCCUCAACAAAUGUUUCCUUGACCGCUGUUCCCUUGACUGCUGUUCCCUCGACCGCUGUUCCCUCGACUACUGCUUCUGUUACCACUGUCCCCACAACAACUAUUCCCUCAACAAAUGUUCCCUCGACUACUGUUCCCUCGACUGCUGUUCCCUCGACUACUGCUUCUGUUACCACUGCUCCUUCAACAACUAUUCCCUCAACAAAUAUUCCCUCAACAAAUGUUUCCUUGACCGCUGUUCCCUCGACUGCUGUUCCCUCGACCGCUGUUCCCUCGACUACUGCUUCUGUUGCCACUGUUCCCUCAACAACUAUUCCCUCAACAACUGUUUCCUCAACAACUGUUCCCUCGACUGCUGUUCCCUCGACUACUGCUUCUGUUACCACUGUUCCUUCAACAACUAUUCCCUCAACAAAUGUUUCCUUGACGGCUGUUCCCUCGACUGCUGUUCCCUCGACCGCUGGUCCCUCGACUACUGCUUCUGUUACCACUGUUCCCUCAACAACUAUUCCCUCAACAAAUGUUUCCUUGACCGCUGUUCCCUCGACUGCUGUUCCCUCGACUGCUGUUCCCUCGACUACUGCUUCUGUUACCACUGUUCCCUCAACAACUAUUCCCUCAACAACUGUUCCCUCAACAACUGUUCCCACAACCGCUGUUCCCUCGACUAUAGCUUCUGUUACAACUGCUCCUUUAACAACUAUUCCCUCAACAAAUGUUUCCUUGACCGCUGUUCCCUCGACUGCUGUUCCCUCGACCACUGUUCCCUCGACUACUGCUUCUGUUACCACUGUUCCCUCAACAACUAUUCCCUCAACAAAUGUUCCCUUGACUGCUGUUCCCUCGACUGCUGUUCCCUCGACUACUGCUUCUGUUACCACUGCUCUUUCAACAACUAUUCCCUCAACAAAUGUUUCCUUGACCGCUGUUCCCUUGACUGCUGUUCCCUCGACCGCUGUUCCCUCGACUACUGCUUCUGUUACCACUGUUCCCUCAACAACUAUUCCCUCAACAAAUGUUCCCUCGACUGCUGUUCCCUCGACUGCUGUUCCCUCGACUACUGCUUCUGAUACCACUACUCCUUCAACAACUAUUCCCUCAACAAAUAUUCCCUCAACAAAUGUUUCCCUGACUGCUGUCCCCUCGACUGCUGUUCCCUCGACCACUGUUCCCUCGACUACUGCUUCUGUUGCCACUGUUCCCUCAACAACUAUUCCCUCAACAACUGUUUCCUCAACAACUGUUCCCUCGACCGCUGUUCCCUCGACUACUGCUUCUGUUACCACUGUUCCUUCAACAACUAUUCCCUCAACAAAUGUUUCCUUGACCGUUGUUCCCUCGACUGCUGUUCCCUCGACCGCUGUUCCCUCGACUACUGCUUCUGUUACCACUGUUCCCUCAACAACUAUUCCCUCAACAAAUGUUUCCUUGACCGCUGUUCCCUCGACUGCUUUUCCCUCGACUGCUGUUCCCUCGACUGCUGUUCCCUCGACUACUGCUUCUGUUACCACUGUUCCCUCAACAACUAUUCCCUCAACAAAUGUUCCCUCGACUGCUGUUCCCUCGACUACUGCUUCUGUUACCACUGUUCCCUCAACAACUAUUCCCUCAACAACUGUUCCCUCAACAACUGUUGCCUCGACCGCUGUCCCCUCGACUACAGCUUCUGUUACCACUGCUCCUUCAACAACUAUUCCCUCAACAAAUGUUUCCUUGACCGCUGUUCCCUCGACUGCUGUUCCCUCGACUGCUAUUCCCUCGACCGCUGUUCCCUCUACUACUGCUUCUGUUACCACUGUUCCCUCAACAACUAUUCCCUCAACAAAUGUUCCCUCGACUGCUGUUCCCUCGACUGCUGUCCCCUCGACUAUUGCUUCUGUUACCACUGCUCCUUCAACAACUAUUCCCUCAACAAAUGUUUCCUUGACCGCUGUUCCCUUGACUGCUGUUCCCUCGACCGCUGUUCCCUCGACUACUGCUUCUGUUACCACUGUCCCCACAACAACUAUUCCCUCAACAAAUGUUCCCUCGACUACUGUUCCCUCGACUGCUGUUCCCUCGACUACUGCUUCUGUUACCACUGCUCCUUCAACAACUAUUCCCUCAACAAAUAUUCCCUCAACAAAUGUUUCCCUGACCGCUGUUCCCUCGACUGCUGUUCCCUCGACCGCUGUUCCCUCGACUACUGCUUCUGUUGCCACUGUUCCCUCAACAACUAUUCCCUCAACAACUGUUUCCUCAACAACUGUUCCCUCGACUGCUGGUCCCUCGACUACUGCUUCUGUUACCACUGUUCCUUCAACAACUAUUCCAUCAACAAAUGUUUCCUUGACCGCUGUUCCCUCGACUGCUGUUCCCUCGACCGCUGUUCCCUCGACUACUGCUUCUGUUACCACUGUUCCCUCAACAACUAUUCCCUGGACAACUGUUCCGUCAACAACUGUUCCCUCAACUGCUGUUCCCUCGACCGCUGUUCGCUCAACUGCUGUUUCCUCGACCGCUGUUCUCUCAACUGCCGUUCCCUCGAUCGCUGUUCCCUCAACUGCUGUUACCUCGACCACUGUUCCUUCAACUGCUGUUGCCUCAACCACUUUUCCCUCAACUGCUGUUGCCUCGACCACUGUUCCCCCAACGACAGUUCCCUCAAAUAUGACAUGCAAAAUCUCUGGUCCAAAUUCACCAGGGAAUGUAAUGGUCGUGCGACUCAAAGUGACUUCAAAUAAAGACUUGGUGGCUUCCAGCGGUUCACAGCUGCUCCUCCAACAGCUCAAAGGGAAGCUGAUAGACAGAGGACUGCCAAGCAACUUCACCCUUUGUUUGAGGUCCCUUAACAAGACAUCACCCUAGAAUAUGGUUAUUGGAAAUGAAAAUGCUUAUUUUUACAUAUGCUCUUAACAAUUAGUAAAGAGAAAUCAAUUUAGAGGAUGUGAAUGACUAAAAUCUUGCUUUGUUUUUUUUUUUAUAUUCAAAUCACAUAAUUAAUGAGCAUUUACAUGGUGACACUUUCAUGCAUCACUUUAAUUCACUUGAAACCUACAUAAAACUAGAUUGCAUUUAUUUUGCAUAAUGUAAAGUGUCCUGCAAGUCAAAAACCUGCUGUUUAAACUCUGUUCUCUCUGUGAAAUACUGCUUGUCUCCACAGUGUAAUUAACCUAUUAUGCAGAUGCUUUAUUUUGAUUUGUUUUGACUGUCAGAAUUGAGUUCAUUUCUGUUGUUUUCACUCAUCCUGAAUAAAACUGCUCUUGGCUUUUA
Messenger RNA from Pygocentrus nattereri (red-bellied piranha), 5456 nucleotides. Its product is annotated as mucin-2-like. The coding region runs from base 54 to 5051 and encodes 1665 amino acids. Lineage: Eukaryota; Metazoa; Chordata; Actinopteri; Characiformes; Serrasalmidae. The transcript is spliced from 6 exons. The record is from RefSeq and is a predicted model, not a curated record.